This is a messenger RNA of Paralichthys olivaceus (Japanese flounder), 4650 nucleotides long. Lineage: Eukaryota; Metazoa; Chordata; Actinopteri; Pleuronectiformes; Paralichthyidae. The record is from RefSeq and is a predicted model, not a curated record.
UUGGAGUCCAAGCGUCCUGUAAGACACCAGAGAAGAAGAAGGGGACGCAAGCUGCGCUCACUCCGCCACCAUGAACGCGCUCCGGGCAGUUUCUGCCUCUGGUUCGAAAGAAUAAAGCCUUGUUAUUUCUACAAGAGCUGAAUCCCCUCGCCGGACCAAAGUAGAUGCGACACCGAACCAAUAUCCUGGUCCUGCAGAAUGUCCAAGAUCAGGCGGAAAGUAACAGUGGAGAAUUCAAAGACCAUAUCUGACAGCAGCAGCACCACGACCAGCAGCACCAGCAACCCCGCCGCCCCCUCCCGCCGGCCCAGCGUGUUUGAAAGACUUGGCCCCAGCACUGGGAGUAAUGCUGCUGAUAGUCACUGUAGAAAUUGGUUGAAGACUGGUAAUUGCAGUUACGGCAACACUUGUCGCUACACACAUGGAACUCAGCCACGGGGCAAGGGAUUUAGCUUUAGCCGGUCAACCGAGAGGCCCACAGGUGAUCUGCGGGAGAGGAUGAAGAAUAAAAGACAGGAUGUUGACCCAGAAAACUUGAAGCGCGACUUAGACGAGCCCACAUCCCCGACAGCAAGACAGAGAGACUCCUCCAGAGGCCGACACAGGGAGAAGGAGGACAUAAAGAUCACAAAAGAACGCACUCCAGCCAGUGAAGAAGAGCCCACAGAGUGGGAAGCCAAUCGUGAAGACUCGGAUAUCGGUGACUACGACUACGAGUUAUCCCUAGAAAUGAAGCGCCAGAAGAUUCAACGUGAGUUGAUGAAACUUGAGCAGGAGAACCUGGAAAAGAGGGAGGAGAUUGUCAUCAAGAAAGAAGAGACCCCCGCCAAAAUGAGAACCACCGCCUUGCCGAAGGCCUCCCCAGAGCAGUUGAGCUCCAAAGAUUCACCAUCACCAAGGAAGUCAGGUGGCUCCCCGAAACACAAAAGUGGAACCAAAGGCCCAGGUUCUGGGAAGAAAGAGAAGAAGGCGUCCAUAUCUUCGCCUGUUUCAGAAUCUACCAGGCCAACAAAGGGGAGCCAUAGUAAAAAGAAAGGACCCCGUACUCCGAGUCCUCCUCCACCAGUCCCUCUGGACCUCCCAGUGGUUGUGAAGAAACACAAAGGAAAGCACAAAAACAAGGAGAAAUCUGAGGAAAAGCAGAAGGAAGGGAAAGAUCGGGGACGAGAUACAGAGAAACACAAAGAGAAGAAGGACAAACGCAGAGACCGAUCAGACAGUUCCCACAAAGCCAAGCGGUCAGAAGAGCGUUCUCCCUCCAGAUGUCCUUCACCCUCAGUGAGGAAGAAAUCCACCUCUCCUAAAGCUUCAUCCCAUAAAACCCCUGUGCUGGUCUCCCCUCCUCGCAGGUCUCCCUCUCUUCCACGCCACCAGCGCACCCCUACACCUCCCCGCCACCACUCCCCUUCAUCCCACUCUGGCUCCUCGGCCCAGCGUAACUCACCGUCUCCUCGCCGGCGUCGCUCUUCCUCGCCCACCUACCACCGGAGCAGUGCUGCUGCAGGCUCCUCACCGCAGAGCUCCAGGCGCUCGAGGUCACCUCCAGCCUCCCAUGACACCUCAUCGCCCCACCGCCGCUCUGACAGAUCAAGCCCUGGCCGCCACCACUCCAGGGGCCGCGAGAGGAGUCGUGGUGACAGAGAGAGGAGUCCGCCCGCCCAGGAGCGCAGACAUGAGCACAGAGAUGACAGUCGCAGCAAGCGAGAUAAAGACAGUGUCCGUGACGACCGGGACUAUGACUCGGAACAGGUCUCAUCACGUGACGACAGGGAGACCAGGGAGGCUCGUGAGCGACGGGACACUCGCGAUCGAGGACGGGAAACUGUCAGAGACUCACGCGACCACCGAGACAGCAGGGAUGUAAAGGACUCCAGAGAGAGCAGGACAGACACCCGGUCCAGUCGAGAGUCCCUGGAGCGACGGGAUCGUGAACGAGAACGAGAGAGGGACCGGGAGAAGGACAGAGAUCGAGAAAAGGAGCGAGAGAGGGAGAGGACUGAUACUUACAGGAAAGAUGAAACCACUCAGGACGACAGGAGUUAUGGGAGAGGACAUGGACGUGAAGAUGGAGGGAGAGCUGAAGGGAGGACCGAGAACAGGACAGACAGAGCUGAAAGGAAUGGACGAGGGAGAGGGCGUACAAAUGAAACCUCUGAUAAAGCCUCAACCAGAAACUCAAGGGGUUCCCAACUGGAAAGUAGCCACGACAACUGGGAGUCCCGGAGCAGUGUGGUACGAGAGAGGAGUGUGGAGAGGAGCACAGAUCGCAGCGCCACUGAAAGAAGCUCAGAGAGGGGCUCAGACCGAGAUCGCUAUGAGGGUGACAGAAGAGAGCAGGCCCGGGACUCCUCCUAUGACAGGAGAGGAGGGCACGGAGAGCGGGAUCGCAGAGACAACCGAGAGAGAGAUCAAAGAGCAGCUUCUCCAAACAGACACCAGGGGAGAUCAGAGGAGUCUGAGAGGGAGGAUAGGAGAGACGAUCGCAGGACAGAUAGAGUGGAAGAGAGGCGGGACGACCGGACCCGUGACCGGGAGCGAGAGAGGGAGCGGGAAAGGGACAGGGAACGGGAGAGGGAGAAAGAGAAGGACAGAGAGCGAGAGAGGGAGAGGGAGAGGGAAAAGGAACGAGAGAAGGAGAGGGAGGCUGCAGAGAGGGAGCGGGCCAGGGAGAGGGAGCGCGAGCGGGAACGAGAGAGGGAGCGGGAACGGGAGCGCGAGGAGAGGGAGAGAGAGAGGGAGCGGAAGGAGCGAGAACGGGAGAGGGAAAGGGAGAGGGAGCAGCGGGAGCGAGAGAGGCAGCGGGAAUGGGAGGAGAGAGAGAGGGGGAGGGAGGAGAGGCGGGAGAGGAGAGAUGACACCAGGGAGGAGCGGCCUGUUCGAGACACCCGGGACGAUCGCAAGACAAGUCGUAAGAGACCCAGGCUGGAGAACAGCCCGAGCCCCCGUGCCUCGCCAAAGCGAACAACCAGGGACCUCAGUCCGGCAGACAGCGACGGCUACAACAGCGGAGAAGACAAAAGUGAGCGUCCGACUGGCCGAGGGCAGGCCAAGCUCCACCCACAGCCCCUCCUCCCCAGCCCAGUGUGUCCGCCUCCAUCUGACAGUGGUGACAAGCAUCGUCUGCUGAGCCAGGUGGUGCGACCCCAAGAGCCUUUGCUGCGUUCUCCACCGAGGGCGGCUCCAUCUGAUGACAAGCUCAGUCACUGGAAGGAUGAGGAGCGCAGAGGAGCAGUGGACAAACGGGAGACACGCAGUCGACAAGAAGACCCAGAGCCUCGUGGGGAGCGCAGCAGAGGAGGCGACAGGAGGGGAGAACUCCUUUCGGACAUGCCAGAAUCCCGUGGCAGAGGCAGAGACCAGCGAGAAUCCACGCCACCUCCUCCUCCUCCUCCUCCUGCAGUCGUCACCACCAGCAGCGAAAACACCCCUGGAACCCAGUCCCACGAGGAAGGCAAGAAGAAGACAAAGUCACUGAGGAAAGGGCUGAAGAAGGGUCGCAAAGAUGAAGAGAUAAACACUGGCAACAGUUUAGCUCCAGUGGUGGACCGUUUUAACAUUGAGCCCUCAACUGGUGCUUCUGCAGAUGGUCCUCCUGCCUUGCACUCUCCCAGGAAAGUUCCCAAGAAAAAGGCGCUUGAAAGAAAGAGGAAACGCUCGCGAGGAGCAGAAUCCGAUGUAUCUGAGGAGGAUACUUCAGCCCAUCAGCCACAUAAUAAGAAGAAGAGGGGUCCCCGGACCCCACCACCCUCGAUGAGGCCCGAUCACCGUGGUACUGGAGGCAACGUAGAGCCAACGCCUCUGCCAAAAAUGGACAACUUCAGUGACUGGUCAGAUGAGGAGGUCACAGCUCCCCUGGCUCCUGCUGAGCCUCUUAGGAGAAGCGGUGGUCCUCGGCUGGGCAGGGACAGGGAGAGGUGUAACCCACCACCCAUUGCCCCACUGCUCCCCCAGGAUCCGCCAAUGCUUCUUCAGACUUUGACUCCACAGCCUCUCAUGUCCCAGCCUCUGCUCCGCAAACCUCCUCCAGAGCAGACGCGUAGCAGCAGCAUGGGAAGCAACCAGAGCCGAACAUCAUCUCGACGCCUGAGAUCACCCUCUAACGAGUCUGCCCACCGCGACGACCCCCAGGGUCCACGAUCCCGCCGAGGAAGGCUGCAGGGUACCAACUCCCGCGACCGGGAGCGAGAAAGAGAGCGGGAGAGGGAAAGGGAGAGAGAGAGGCCGGUUGUUAAUGAGCCUCCUGCGGCUGAGAGGAAAUCGCGAAUUGACCAGUUGAGGAGAGGAGAGCCCAGCCGCAGCACGUCAUCAGACCGGCAGGAUUCUCACAGCCACAGUUCCAGACGCAGCUCUCCUGACUCCGAGAGACAGACCAGAUCCAGGUCCCGCGCCGGCUCCUACGACAGCAGAGAGCGAGAGAGAGACAGGGAGCCGUUCGAGCGGGAACGAGACAGAAAGGACCUCCGGCCUCAGCCGCAGCAGCCGCAGCAACAGCAGCAGCAGCAGCAGCAGCCGCCCCUGCUCCUCCAGCAGCCCCUCCAACCACAACGAGACUGGGAGCCAGAACCAAGGGACUGGCCCAGCAGGGGACGAGAGCCCCUGCUCAUGCGUCCCAGCCGCGAACCUCUCUUGAGGGAGCGUGACAUCAGGGAC